This is a messenger RNA of Choloepus didactylus (southern two-toed sloth), 10719 nucleotides long. It is a transcript of the gene SETX, whose product is annotated as senataxin. Gene Ontology annotation, molecular function: transcription termination site sequence-specific DNA binding; helicase activity. Gene Ontology annotation, cellular component: nuclear body. Lineage: Eukaryota; Metazoa; Chordata; Mammalia; Pilosa; Megalonychidae. Gene Ontology annotation, biological process: termination of RNA polymerase II transcription. The record is from RefSeq and is a predicted model, not a curated record.
CUUCGCUCGCAGUUGUAGCGGGUUGGGUUACCGGGUGCGGGUGGAGGUGGGGCUGUAUCGGUGUCGCGGGGCGGCGGGCCCGGACUUCCGCCCUUUGCUGGAGGCAUGGAGGUGGGCUAGCAGCAGAUGCGAAGCCCGUAGCGGUACAGAAUGAGCACGUGUUGCUGGUGUACACCAGGUGGUGGUUCCACCAUUGACUUCUUAAAGCGCUAUGCAGCCAAGACCCACUCCGGUGAAUUUCAAACAGCUGAUGAAGAUCUUUGCUACUGCUUAGAGUGUGUGGCUGAAUACCACAGAGCAAGAGAUGAAUUACCAUUCUUGCAUGAGGUUUUAUGGGAAUUAGAAACCUUACGUCUCAUAAAUCACUUUGAAAAAUCAAUGAAAGCAGAAAUUGGAGAUGAUGAUGAAUUAUAUAUAGUAGACAACAAUGGAGAGACACAUUUGUUUGACUUUACCGGCCAAGACUUUGAAAACAAGCUUCGUGUUCCACUUCUUGAGAUACUGAAAUAUCCUUAUCUGCUUCUACAUGAGCGUGUUAAUGAAUUAUGUGUUGAAGCACUUUGUCGGAUGGAACAAGCCAAUUGCUCCUUUCAGGUUUUUGACAAACAUCCAGGGAUAUAUUUGUUUUUGGUCCAUCCCAAUGAAAUGGUUCGGCGUUGGGCUAUCCUGACUGCAAGAAACUUGGGAAAAGUGGACAGAGAUGAUUAUUAUGAUUUACAGGAGGUUUUAACUUGCCUUUUUAAAGUCAUUGAGUUGGGGCUUUUAGAAAGUCCAGAUAUUUAUACUUCGUCUGUCCUUGAGAAGGGUAAACUGAUUCUUUUGCCAUCACACAUGUAUGAUACUGCUAACUACAAAAAUUAUUGGUUAGGUAUUUGCAUGUUGCUGACCAUUCUUGAGGAACAAGCCAUGGACUCUCUGUUGUUGGGCUCUGACAAACAAAAUGAUUUUAUGCAGUCAAUACUUCACACCAUGGAGAGGCAGUCCGAUGAUGAUAGUGUGGAUCCUUUCUGGCCAGCACUACACUGUUUCAUGGUGAUUCUGGAUCGCCUUGGAUCUAAGGUCUGGGGUCAACUUAUUGAUCCUAUUGAGGCAUUUCAGACCAUUAUCAACAAUGUGAGCUACAAUAAAGAGAUCCAAAAUAUACGGAACAGCUCUGUAAGGACCAAGUUAGAACCUGAAUCAUAUUUGGAUGAUAUGGUGACUUGCAGCCAGAUUGUGUACAGUUAUAAUCCUGAAAAGACCAAAAAGGAUUCAGGGUGGAGAUCAGCCAUUUGCCCAGAUUAUUGUCCUAACAUGUAUGAAGAAAUGGAAACAUUAGCCAGCGUGCUUCAGUCAGAUAUUGGUCAAGACAUGCGGGUUCAUAACAGCACGUUUCUGUGGUUCAUCCCUUUCGUUCAGUCCCUCAUGGAUCUUAAGGAUUUGGGUGUGGCUUAUAUAGUAGAAGUUAUUCAUCAUCUGCACUCCGAAGUCAAGGAUGUCCUCAACCAGACAGAUGCUGUGUGUGACAAAGUCACUGAAUUUUUUCUUCUAAUUUUGGUAUCAGUGAUUGAACUUCAUAGAAAUAAAAAAUGCCUGCAUUUGCUGUGGGUUAGUUCCCAGCAAUGGGUGGAAGCUGUUGUAAAAUGUGCGAAGCUUCCUACUACUGCAUUUGCACGAAGUUCUGAGAAAUCAUCUGGAAACUGCUCUAAAGGAACAGCAAUGAUAUCAUCUUUGUCAUUAUAUUCAAUGCCAUCUAACUCUGUACAGCUUGCUUGUGUGCAGCUGAUUAGAAGUCUCCUUAAAGAAGGUUAUCAGCUUGGGCAGCAAACACUGUGUAAGCGAUUCUGGGAUAAACUCAACUUAUUCUUGCGAGGAAACUUAUCUCUAGGUUGGCAGUUGACUAGUCAGGAAACUCAUGAGUUGCAAACUUGUUUAAAGCAAAUUAUUAGAAACAUAAAAUUCAAAGUACCUCAGUGUAGCACUUGUAUGGAUCUGACUCCUGCAUGCAAAACCCUUCCUGCUGCUUAUAAUAAAGAAAAGGAACAAUUUGGGAAGAAGUCUAAAAAAGACAGGCCUUGUUUGGAAAACUCCAGCCCAACAUUUUCUAAAGAACCAUUGAAAGCUGACACGUAUCAAAUACAAGAGAGUAUGUUGAUCAAAGUGAGUAACACUGUGGAAGAUGAUAAUGAGCAAAAGUAUGUAAAAGAUGAACUAGACGACCAUCUCUCAGCUAAAUCAUGCUUAAGACAGAGUAAAAACCUUUUUACUGAAAGAGCUCAAGAUCAACUUAAAAUAAAUAGAAGGAAGCAGAAGUCUGUAAAAGAGAACUCUGUAUUUUUACCACAGAAUUGUGCUUCAAGAAAUGGUCCAGAAAAUGGAUGUGAUAGAGGAAUUAUAAUGUCAACACGUUUAUUAGCUGAUUCCAGCACUGAUUCUCUGGAAAAGGUGUCAACAUCGAAUGAGGAUUUCUCUUUAAAGGAUGAUUCUCUUAGUAAAACCUCAAAACAAAAAUCUAAGGCUCAGAAAGAUGAAAUCUGUGCUAAGCUAUCACAUGUAAUAAAGAAGCAAUGUAGGAAAAGUACUUUGGUUAAUGAUACUAUCAAUUUAGAGGAAAACCUGACUGUAGCUAACAUAGACAGUUGCUAUUCAAGGAAGGAUAAAAGAGGUCCAAAAGGGGAUGGUGUCAUACACAAUAUAUCUUUAGACCCUAAAGUUAUUCUGAGUGACAAUAGAAAUGGAGGACAAACAUCUCAAAGUAGUUCAUUCCUGAAAAAGAAACAAGUAAAGAGUGAAGUGUUGGAUGUUUUUUCUUCCCAUGACAACAGUUGUCAAAUACAGGAAUGUCAUGUUGAUGGUAAAGAUUUGGUUUCAUUUACAGAAGUGACCAAUACUUUAGUGAAGAAAAUGUCUUCCAUUAAAAAUCCGGAGACUGCACUUGAAUCAAGGGAUAAAGAAAUGAAUAAGAAUACUGAUCGGAUUUCUAGCUUGACAAGAGAACAGACCCCUGGGAUCAGUCCUAAGUCUGAAAACUUAACAGAUUCUCAGAUAGACAGAGACCUUCACAAAUUGUCCCUAAUAGCUCAAGCCAGUGUUAUUAAGUUUCCAUCAGAUUCAACUCAAAAAAAUUCAUCUCAGCUACAAAGGAAAGUAAAUGGUGAUAAAAGAUGUUUCACACCUAACCACAAUAACGAAUCUACCUCUGUUGGGGAACUCUGCCGUGGACAGGUUAUUAUUAUUUCAGAUUCUGAUGAUGAUGAUGAUGAAAGAUUUUUGGGUUUUGAGAAACACAUUAAAAUAGACAAAAUAUGCAUUGAGAAAGAAUGUCCAGAGCAGCACACUUUUCUUGAUAAUAUUAAUGUGGAAAAGAAGCUAAUAAAGGAAGAAACAACAAAGUCUCUUUUGCAGUUUGAGGAAUCUGAUUCUCAGUUUUUUGAAUUUGAAAGUCCAUCUGAGGUAUUUUCAGUUUGGCAAGAUCAUAAACCAGACAACAAGAAUUCAGUUCAAGAAGAUGAAAAAAAUUCAUGUUUGGCUCAUAUAGCAGAUAUUACAAAUGAUUGGGGUUAUGAUACAGAUUAUGUAUCUGAAGAGGUUAUUAAGAAAGUAGCAGAGGGAAUUAAAGAAUAUACAAAACCACAGAACAGUAGUAUUGCUGUUGAGGAAUUUUGUGAAAUUGAAGUAAAGUCUAAGAGAAAGCGAUUUGAAAAACCUGUGGCUGAAGACCCUCUAAAGUCUUUGUCUUCUGUCAGAAAUGAGGACCAGUCUGGUCUUCUUAAUGAGAAUCAUCUUACUGAAAAUGAUAUUAAAAAUACAAGGACUACAACUCCCAACUCAGGUAUUCAGAGAACCACUGUGGUUUCACACAAGAAAUCUUCUCCAAAGCUUCGUUCAUACCCAAAACCUAUUAGGAGAGUCCCGGUUUCUAAAACUCCUAAGAAAACACAUUCAGAUGCCAAAAAAGGGCAGAAUAAAACAAAUUACAUAAGUUGUAGGACAACUCCUGCUAUAGUUCCACCAAAGAAAUUUCGCCCAUGUCCUGAGCCAACUUCAACAGUUGAAAAACUUGGUCUUAAAAAGGCUCGUCGUAAGGCAUUUGAGUUGUCCCAGCGAUCUUUAGAGUGUUUAUUUAAAUUACGUGACCAUGGCAAAACUGUUGGAGUAAUUGAGACCCGAAAAAAGGCUAAAUUAAUUUCUCCUCAGACUCUCUCUGUCAAAAAUAAUAAGAAACUGUUGACAAGUCAGUAUCUACAGUUGCGAAGGCAAACGAAACCCAAAUCACAAGAAAAUAGACGAGGGCUUUUUGAUUAUGAAAAGGCAGAUACAACAAAGUCAGGGCCACCUGGAGAACAGAAUUCUGACAUAUCUAUAGCAGAAUCGGAUAGAUUAGAUUAUAAAGGAGAAACUGAGGUAAUUGCUAACAGUAAUAGAAAACAACUAAUAAAAUGCAUGUCUUCUGGACCAGAAACUGUAAAAGCAAAAUAUAUUUCUCAGGUGACUGAUGAUACUUGCCUUUUGGACCAGUGUGAUUCUGUAGUGUUAAAUGGAAGAAUAUCAACAAAUGAAAUCAUUGUUUCUACUUCAGAGGACCCUUCUUCAGGUAGAGGUGAUCUAACAGGACAUCAUUCUGAGGUGGCAUCUUUGAAAGAGGGAGAACUUGAAUCCAACAGUGAUACAGAGGAUGAUAAUUUAUUUUUAACGCAACAUGAUCCUGAAGAUAUGGAUUUAUGUUCACAAAUGCAGAAUGAUGCAGUCAUUGAAGUUGUUCAUGGAAAAGACAUGGUUCAGGUAGACAAAGAUUCUAUAAGUCUGCCCCAGUUGGAAUCUUUGAGUAGCACAAAAUGUAAGCAAAAAGAUUGUGUUGAAACCGUGAAAACCCAGGGUGACUAUUGCUCAAGACACUCUGAAGCUAAAACAACGGAUGAAGAUGUAUUUCGUAAACCUGGCUUGCCUCUCUCUGCAUCUAAACCUUUGAGACCUUCCACUGCCAAGAUUUUUACCUCAAGUGGUACUUCACGAAAUGCUAAUCUUUCCAAGUCUUUGGAAAAUGCUUCAGUCGUUUCAUCAGCUCUAAAAAAUAGAUCAAAUGGGGUUCAGUCUAUUUUGAAAGUACCUUUGCCAGCCUCUCUGGUGUGUCAGAAGCCAAUGGGUGAAGUAAAGAGUUUGUGCAAUGUUCUUCAUUCUCAGACUCCAAAUAAUUCCAACAGACAAGGUUACAAACUUCCAUUUGGUGAAAGCAAAUCAUUUUCAGCUUCCUCUCCAGUAAACAUCCUGUUGUCAUCACAGUCCAUCUGUGACACCUUCAUUAAAGAGAUCUUAAAAUGGAAAUAUGAAAUGUUUGUGAACUUUGAUCAGUGUGGGCCGCCAGCAAGUCUUUGUCAGUCCAUAUCAAGACCAGUGCCUGUCAGAUUUCAAGAUUGUGGAGAUUAUUUUAAUGUUUUUUUCCCUUUGAUGAUACUGAAUACGUUUGAAACAGUGGCACAGGAAUGGAUCAGCUCUCCAAAUAAAGAGAAUUUCUGUCAGUUGCAUUUAAGAAAAUUUCCUGCUGAUUAUAAGAAGUACUGGGAGUUUGUGGUUUAUCUUAAGGAAUGUGAACUGGCUAAGCAGCUUCAUCCAAAGGAAAAUGAUUUGGUGUUUUUGCUUCCUGAAAAACUAAAUGGAGAGAAGAAAGAUAUAGAAAGAAAUCACAUACAAGAUCCCCAUGAAUAUCACUGUGGUUAUGUUCAUAAAUUUCGACGCACUUCAGUCAUACGUAAUGGGAAAUCUGAGUGUUCCCUUUCCAUCCAGACCCACGACAAUUUGCCUGUCAAUUUAAAUGAACUUGUGAGAUGUAUUGUUAUCAGUUCCCUGGUAACUACACAAAGGAAGUUGAAAGCCAUGUCUCUGUUGAGUGGUUGGAACCAACUGGCCAGAGCUGUUCUGAAUCCAAAUCCCAUGGACUUCUGUACAAAAGAUUUACUAACUACAACAUCUGAAAGAAUUAUUGCCUACUUAAGAGAUUUCAAUGAAGACCAAAAGAAAGCAAUAGAAACUGCCUAUGCCAUGGUCAAACACUCACCAUCAGUUGCCAAAAUCUGUCUGAUUCAUGGACCACCUGGAACAGGAAAAUCAAAAACUAUUGUUGGCCUCCUAUACCGCCUACUAACAGAGAACCAGAGAAAGGGACAUUCAGAUGAAAACUCCAAUGCCAAAAUCAAACAAAACCGUGUCCUUGUGUGUGCACCUUCCAAUGCAGCUGUUGAUGAACUUAUGAAAAAAAUUAUCCUCGAAUUCAAAGAAAAAUGUAAAGAUAAGAAGAAUCCUUUAGGAAACUGUGGAGAUAUAAAUUUAGUACGACUGGGUCCAGAAAAGUCUAUUAAUAAUGAGGUCCUAAAAUUCAGUUUGGACAGCCAAGUUAACCACAGAAUGAAAAAGGACUUACCUUCUCAUGUUCAGGAGAUGCAUAGAAAAAAGGAGUUUCUAGAUCAUCAACUAGAUGAACUUUCCCGCCAGCGUGCUUUGUGCCGAGGUGGAAGGGAAAUACAAAGGCAAGAACUGGAUGAAAAAAUUGCCCAAGUUUCAAAAGAAAGGCAGGAGCUUGCUUCUAAAAUUAAAGAGGUUCAAGGACGCCCACAAAAAACACAGAGUAUCAUCAUUUUAGAGUCCCACGUCAUCUGCUGUACAUUGAGCACGAGUGGUGGUUUACUGCUUGAGUCAGCUUUUCGUGGUCAAGGGGGUGUCCCCUUCAGUUGUGUCAUUGUUGAUGAGGCUGGGCAGUCUUGUGAAGUUGAGACCCUUACUCCACUCAUCCAUCGUUGCAACAAGCUUAUCCUGGUAGGAGAUCCUAAACAGCUUCCUCCCACAGUUAUUUCAAUGAAAGCACAGGAGUAUGGCUAUGACCAGUCGAUGAUGGCUCGCUUUUGCAAACUACUGGAAGAGAAUGUGGAGCACAAUGUGAUCAGCAGACUACCUGUUUUACAACUUACUGUUCAAUACAGGAUGCAUCCAGACAUAUGUCUCUUCCCUUCUAAUUAUGUUUAUAACAGAAGCUUGAAAACGAACAGAUUGACUGAAACCAACCGAUGUUCAUCUGACUGGCCAUUUCAACCUUACCUUGUAUUUGAUGUUGGAGAUGGUUCAGAAAGACGGGAUAAUGACUCAUAUGUUAAUAUUCAAGAAAUAAAACUGGUGAUGGAAAUCAUUAAGCUUAUUAAAGACAAAAGAAGAGAUGUGACUUUCCGGAACAUUGGCAUAAUAACACAUUACAAGGCUCAGAAGACGAUGAUUCAGAAGGAUUUGGAUAAAGAGUUUGAGAGAAAAGGACCAGCAGAAGUGGAUACUGUGGAUGCAUUCCAGGGUCGUCAGAAGGAUUGUGUUAUUGUUACAUGUGUCAGAGCAAAUGCCAUGCAAGGCUCAAUUGGAUUCCUGGCAAGUUUGCAGAGAUUGAAUGUCACCAUUACACGAGCCAAGUAUAGCCUCUUCAUCCUUGGACAUUUGAGGACCUUGAUGGAAAAUCAACAUUGGAAUCACCUGAUUCAGGAUGCUCAGAAGCGUGGUGCCAUUAUUAAGACCUGUGACAAAAACUAUAGGCAUGAUGCAAUGAAGAUUCUGAAACUCAAGCCUGUUUUACAAAGAAGUCUGACUCACCCUCUUACCAUAGCCCCAGAGGUGUCCAGACCCCAAGGUGGCUUGCCCAGCAACAAGCCAGACAGUGGAUUCACCAUGACAUCUUUUGCUUCCUCUGUAUACCACAAACCAUCUGACUUUAAGGAGGCUACUGUUACUGUUACUUCAAAGGACCCUGAAAGGCCCCCUGUUCAGGACCUACUUCGGGACCCAAGACUCCUUAGAAGAAUGGGCUCUGAAGCUAAAGAGAAAUUCCUAAGGGAUCCACAACCUUUGAGCCCCCUGCAUCCUGGAGCAACAUCUCCCAUGGGAGAGCCAGGCUUUCUUGUAACUCACCAGGAUCUUGAUAGUAUUGUACAACCAUCCAUUACUCAAGUAGCAGCUCUGAGCAACCACAGACCUCAUGUGCAGUAUGAACCUCCAGCUGCUAGUACUGAUGCUUCCACAAGUAAAAAAUGUGACCAGGAAGAAGGGCUCAGUUACAGAAGAGAGGACAGGGAUUUCAGUGAAGGGGAACAGGAAAAGUGUAGCUCUAUGACCUAUCAUGCAAAGAGGAACUCUGACUGGGACAAGAUGAGACUGGAAGAGGAGGACAGUAGCUCAAAGAAAAGAAAGCUUUUACAGUAGAACCAAAUGACAUGGGCUGUCGGUCACAGGCAUUGUUGUAGAAACUUUAGAUGACCAGCUAAUAGGACUGACUAUCAAGACUUUUUCUUUCUUUCCUUAAAGGAAUUUGUGUGCUGUUAGAAAACAUGGAAAAUGUAUCCUUAACACCUGAGCCUCUUGGUCAUCUUCAGUACUUUUUGUUAGUUGCAAAAUCUUUCAGAGGGCAUUUGUGUUUCAGUAAUAAUGUCCUUGAAGUCAGAGACUUAAAAUGUUGAUCUCUUGUCCUUCUGUAGAAAAGGAGGUCAGAUAGGAGUGAAUGUUGUAAAAGUUGAAAUGUAUAUUUGUACAGCUAAUAACAAAAUCCUUUUAAAAUUUAAUCUAGUAGACCGCUUUUCUUUCCCCUGCUUAAAAUGUUAAUCAUUUUCAACAGAACAAACUUUAUAUUUAAAAAAAAAAUGCAGGGAGGAGAGCAGAUCAUUUCAACCAUUGGUAUGGCAAGACCAGAUUUCUUUAACAGCCUGUUAUUUGGAAUAAGCUGAGUUAGUGGUAGUGGGUCAUAUGUCUCUAGUUCUGUUUUAAAAACAACUGGAGUCUCCUAGGGGAAUCUUUGGAAAACAAAGUCAGGUAAAGUUCUGCUGAUGUUGUACAUUUUUAAACAAGGCACCUUGGCACAGGAUAUUAACUUUCUGUGAUGAGUUCAGCUACCUAUUUAGUAAACACAUAGUUCUCUAAAAUUAUUGUUGGGAAUGUCAUUCAGAUGCCCCCAGCAUAUUGUGAACUGAGGUAUUAGUUGUUUCCAAAUGCUAGGUUAGUGCUGGGAUAGCUAGGUAAGAAUCACCUUGGGUUGCUCGUUAAGGCUUGCAGAUUGCCAAGGGAAUUUAAAUAGUCUUUGGUAGAGCCUGGGGAAUUGUAUGUUAAACAUCUUCCCAAGGGAUUCUGAUCACCAGGCAGCUUGGGAACCACUAGAGCAGGCUAAAUAUAUUUUAGACAGGAAAGAAACACCCUUUUAAAAGAAUGGUAAUAAAGAGGAGUGUAAAUACUUGGAGUUCAGAACUAGGAAGAGAAUUGACAAAUUUCUUUUGAUCUUUGGAAAUCAUCUGACGAAAAUAUACGGCUGUUGUAGGCUAUCUGAUGAAAGCUUUAAGUUAGUGUUAGAGAUAAUUGUGUUUCUGUGAAAGAAAAGUGGCUGUGGUGAAUGGUGGUUUAAGAAUCUUGGGACAACGGAAGGCCUGCCCAGUUUCAAAGUCUAGCUUUCCAGGUAUUCACACAAAAUGAAAUUAAAGUAUUGCAGAUAUGUGAAGGUAUGUUAGUAACAGUCGACAGUUGUGAUAACUAGCAGAUCGUGCUGAAUGCUGUGCAGCCUUUAGCUAAUUGGGAGUUGGAAAACAAAAUCCCUGAAGAUUAAUGUGCACUAUUUGAAAUUUUGUCAUCUGCUUUUUAAACAAAAAGGGAUUUGUGUUAGUCAAAAAUUCUACAGAUGCAGGUUAUAAAGAACUUUAAAAAAAACAAUUUUUGGUUGCCAAAAGUUUAAAUAUUCCAAUUCUUCAUUACUUUAUGUCUGUCCCACUGGUGUCCAGACAUCUGACUAAUGCCCAGUGAACGUUCCCAUAAGUAGGGGAGCAAGCAGCUUCUUACAACCCUUUAUCCCUCACAGAGUUAGCCUCGGCAUCCAGUUUGUGAGUAUGGAGAGUCUUAACUCAGCGUGCCAUAGAAAGUCUGCAGGUGGGGAGCAAAGGUGUGGGUCCACUCUGUGCCUGGAUCAAGGGUGCUAAACUUACAGAGAUUUGUAGUGGUAGAACUUAGGAAGUCAAAAAACUCCAAGCUUCUAAAGGAGGCAAGACAGAACAGUUUGGGGUCAGGAAAGUCUCUUAAUCUGCUCAUAUUAACAGAUGAAUUAAGAAAUAAAUUCUUUUUUUUUUGCUGCUACACAUUGAACAAUAUUAUUUCCAGUUAAGUUUGGUGCUUAUUUUCACACUUUUUGUUCACUUCUUGAGUUCACUAAUCUGGUCUGAUUAUGCUAGAAUUAGUAAGAGAAGUGAAGAGAAUAAACAGCUCCUGCAUAAUCCUUUCUAAUUAAUGAGCCUUUGUCCUGUGAUAGCCUCUCCCAGCAGAAUGCAGUUGUACCUGACAUUAAAUUUGAAACUGUUGUUCCACUUAGUAAAAGUAUUUGCAACAAAACAAAACAAAAAAAAACAAACCCCUUUUCAUAUGUAUACCAUGGCCUCUCUUGAUGUGGUUGUUAUAGCAGUACUGUUGAAUGGUGCUUAAUCUUAUUGCAAGGUGGAAAAUAUGGCUGUUUGCUUCGUUCUUGCCAUGGCAUUAAAAGAAGGUGCCUGUCUUCUUCAAUAUUAGUUAUUUCAGCAUAAAUAUCUUCUACUUAACAUAUUUUGAUUUUUUGUAUAUAAUUUGCCUUGGAUUUAUUGUGUUUUAGUUGUAUAUUUGAGUAUGUUAUCAGGAGUAAAUUUGAUAAUAUACAUGUGAAUAAUCUGUAAAUGAAUUUUGUAACAAAAAUGUACUAAACUUCAUUUUCCAAAA